This is a messenger RNA of Alosa alosa (allis shad), 1722 nucleotides long. RefSeq lists its product as uncharacterized. The transcript has 5 exons. The coding region runs from base 235 to 654 and encodes 139 amino acids. NCBI's taxonomy places the organism in Eukaryota, Metazoa, Chordata, Actinopteri, Clupeiformes, Clupeidae. The record is from RefSeq and is a predicted model, not a curated record. Gene Ontology annotation, biological process: signal transduction. Gene Ontology annotation, molecular function: protein binding.
UGAAACGAGCACUUCCCUUUGCUUGGAGGAAUGGUGAGCGUUGGAUCAUCUAGUGCCAGACGAGUGGUUACUUCCUCAGAUCGCGCCAGGAGAAUGGACAUCAGCGGUCGGCGCUACGAACCGGAGCAAUAACUAACCUUGCCUCAUAAUGAGGCUGUGACCUCUUUGCUCGGAGCUGUCUGCAAGUCAUGACGCCAUUGCGUGCAUAUUGAGCUGUAUGCAAAUGAUGUGAAAAUGCCACAAAAAGCACAAGAGGAUGCUGUUACUAAUAUGAAAACAGUACAACACAUUUCCAAGCAGCUGGGAUUUGAAUGGACUGUUGUAGCCUAUGAGUUGGGUUUUACUCGAGAGGAGGUAAGGGAGUUCCAUGUGAAGGUGCAGCAGAAAGGAGCCCAAGCAAAAACCAUGCUGGAGUGCUGGUACAAGAGAUCCUGGGACAAGAGCAAUAAAACAAAGUUACUGCAAGAUGGACUAGAGCGGGCUGGCCGUCGUGACCUGGCUGAGCAUCUGCGCUGCCUUCACUGGGGACAUCAGAAACUAAGCCACAAAGUGGAGCUUCCUUCUGCAUUUCCUUAUAUCAUUACUGUCCAUAAGACCAUAAAGAACAAAGAGGGUUUGCGUCGAAUUAAUGAUCUCAACCAGAGUUACAGUUAACUUUGAAUAUAUCAAUUUAUGAGGGUUUUCUGCUGGUUUUAAUGACUGAAAUUUAAGAAGAUAUUGUUAAAGAUUCUGUAAGUGAUCUUAGGAUUUCUCUUCGCGUUAGUAUGUGAUUUGGGUCAUUCUAUGAAACAGGUGCCUUUUCCCACUAUAACAUUUUCAUCAAAAGUAAACUUCUUUUCAUUUUAUCCACAGCAUUAAAGACUUAGUCACCCUCCAAAAAAUCUUAUUUGCCCACCUCAGGCAUUUUUUUCCCUCCAUUGAAAUGUAAUGGAUUGAAAUAAAAUACAUAUGACAGGGUGGUAAAUUUCAUGAUAAAAUGGCUUUAGCUAUCCAAUAACGGUCAAGAUAUUGACUUAACAUACAUGCCUUCAAUUAGAAAUGUAAUUUGCUUAGCAUUGAUGGUAUUAAAACUGUAAUUAAAACUGUUAUUCCUGUCAAAUUUGCAUGAAGGGGUGAAGGGGUGGUUGGAUUAAGCUAGAUGGACCCCCUCAUAGUAAUGAAAAAGCAACAAAUAAACAAGUUAAAAGAAUGUCAGAUUUUUUCUGCAUAGUUUCCUUGGUGCGCUAGAGACAGACAUUAUUAAAAAUUGUCUUUAAUUUCAAGUAACAGUAUACUAUUUACAGAGAAAACAAGUUAAUGUGACAAGGUGGCAAGUCAAACCAGGGGACACAAAAACAUCAUGAAAUAUUUACCAAAAAACUUUAUUUUAUUCUGUCUAAUGUCGUCAGGAAAAUAUAUUUUAUUAUUAAAAUAAAAGUUUGCUAAGAAUAAAAUGUGGUAAUAUUUCUUAUUUAGUAGUUAUGUAGUGCCAUUUACUACACACCAGAACAAGGUGUUCUGAUAAACGGAGGCAAAUAAUUCUACGAUGCAUAGCAGAGUAUCUUGGGACACCUCGAAGGCCGUUAUCCCGCUUAUCCCCCGUUUGCCACUAUGUAUAUAGGCAAUAGUCUUGCUUUUAUAGCAUGCAACGAAAACAAACGGUUCAGUUUAAAAAGAAGCCGACUUGUUCAUUUUGUUGUACUACUUUCUGUGGUUCUGACAGUGAUAGCGGCGGGUAGUUAG